AUUUGAGUGAUUAAACAAUUUUCUGAUUCAAAAAUGAAUUUACACAAACUAAUUCUGAUUUCAAUCACUUUAAACGUUGUGAAUAGUGCACGUAUUUUAUUUUUAUCACCAUCACCGUCGUACAGCCACAGUGUUGCAUACUUUCCAAUAAUACGUGAAUUAUCUUUACGUGGCCAUCAAGUUGUUUCGAUUUUAUCGGAUAAUUUAAAUGAUCCGAAAUUAACAAAUUUAACUGAAAUCGAUGUACAUGAUCACUUAUAUGGGUUAAAAGAUGCAAAAUACUUGAUGGAUAAUCUAAUGAAUAAUCCAUAUUUUGAUCAAACUAAGUGGUACCAUGAUUAUUCAUAUAGAAUUAUGGAUCACUUUUUACAAUUCCCCGGGGUACAAGAAUUAAUACAACAUCCAGAAAAAUAUAAUUUUGAUCUUGUUAUCACAGAAUGGAUAACUUAUCAAUCUGUAAUUGCAUUUGCUGAUUUAUUUAAAUGUCCUCUAAUUGGAAUAUCAUCGUAUACGAUAUUUCUACAUGGACACGAUGCAAUUGGUAAUCCAACACAUCCAACUUACAUUCCAAAUGCUUGGGAUCAACAUGUGGACCCUAAAUCGUUUUGGGAUCGUUUAAAAAGUGUUUAUAAUUCAGUUGAAUACAGGUUACAUUAUAAAUAUUAUGUUUUACCUCGACAAAAUUCGUUGGUGCAAAAAUAUUUUGGGGAUCGUGUAACGAGAAAUAUUGAAGAAAUUGAGAAAGAUGUGAGUUUAGUGUUGACGAAUACUAAUCCAAUUUUACAUGGAGCGUAUCCAAAAGUUGCAAAUUUAAUUGAGUUUGGAGGAAUACAUGUGCAAAAAUAUGUACCACCGGAAAAGGAUUUGCAAUCGUUUUUAGACUCCGCCGAAAAUGGUUUCAUUUACUUCAGUUUAGGAUCAGCUCUUCGAAGUAUUUUCUUUGGUGAUAAAAUAAUCAACAUAAUGCUAAACGUUUUUGAAAAAUUACCUUAUAAAGUUGUAUGGAAAUUUGAAUCAGAACUUAAUGUAAAAUUGAAUAAUGUUUAUACUUCAAAGUGGCUUCCUCAACGUGCAAUUUUAGAACACAAAAACUGCAAAUUAUUCAUGACUCAAGGUGGCCUCCAAUCCGCUGAAGAAACCAUUCGUGCUGGAAUACCUUUAUUAAUCAUACCAUUUUUCUCUGACCAAUAUUUAAAUGGUGGACGAUUCGAACAACUUGGUAUGGGAAAGCGAUUAUUACGAUCACAAAUAACUGAAGAACGUAUAGAGCAAGCAAUUUACGAGAUCAUAAAUAAUACCAGAUACAAAGAAACUGUUAUCGAAAUAUCAAAAACAUUAUGGGAUCAACAAACAAAACCUUUGGAUCGUGCAAUUUGGUGGAUUGAAUAUGUAAUACGACAUAAAGGUGCUAAAUAUUUACGGAAUCCAGCAUUGAAUGCUCCAUGGUAUCAAGUCCAAUUAUUGGAUGUUUAUUUAUUUAUUUUAAGUAUUUUGAUUUUAGCAAUUGUAAUCGUUUCUUUUGCAAUUCGAAAAUUGUAUUUAUUUAUGAAAUCGAAAAUU
This is a messenger RNA of Chrysoperla carnea, 1560 nucleotides long. Its product is annotated as UDP-glycosyltransferase UGT5-like. The annotation marks the transcript as partial. Gene Ontology annotation, molecular function: UDP-glycosyltransferase activity. Lineage: Eukaryota; Metazoa; Arthropoda; Insecta; Neuroptera; Chrysopidae. The transcript is spliced from 4 exons. The record is from RefSeq and is a predicted model, not a curated record.